Molecule: messenger RNA, 2599 nt
Organism: Salvia miltiorrhiza (redroot sage)
Lineage: Eukaryota; Viridiplantae; Streptophyta; Magnoliopsida; Lamiales; Lamiaceae
Product: wall-associated receptor kinase 2-like
Exons: 4
Coding region: 63-2432 (789 amino acids)
Biological process (GO): protein phosphorylation; cell surface receptor signaling pathway
Cellular component (GO): plasma membrane
Molecular function (GO): calcium ion binding; polysaccharide binding; ATP binding
Source: RefSeq, a predicted model, not a curated record
GCAGCAUAUAUCAUAUUCAUAUCUACUCUCCAAACCAACCAACCUUAGUAAUAAUCCCAACCAUGGCGCCGGAAAACAUGCUCCUCGCCUGCCUCCUCCUCAGCAGCCUAACCCUUACACCACUCGCCGACACCAACUCCACCACCACCUCCGCCACCGUGGACACACACAACAUCUCGAAGCCGCCCGCCACCAUCUCCAAGCCCGGCUGCCCCAGCAAAUGCGGCAACCUCACCGUCCCCUUCCCCUUCGGCGUCGGCGUCGACUCCGGCUGCGCAAUCAACUCCGACUUCGAGCUCAACUGCACCGACGCCUUCGGCGCGCCGCAGGCGCUCAACGGCAACAUCCAGUUCUUCGACAUCUCCGACGACCGCGCCCGCAUCUCCAACGUCGUGGCGCGCCGCUGCUACGACCGCGCCGGCUCGCUGACGAGCGACAACGCCGCCUCCUCCGACAUCACCGGCACCCCCUACAGCUACUCGCCGCUCAACAAGUUCACUGUCAUCGGCUGCGACGACUUCGCGCUGGUCAACGGCGGCGGCAGCCGCAACUUCACGAGCGGCUGCGUCACGCUCUGCUCCCGAGCCGAUGACGUGAUCAACGGCUCGUGCUCCGGCAUCGGCUGCUGCCAGACCUCGCUGCCGAAGGGCUUGCAGUACUACCGCGCCGAUCUCUCCAGCUUGAACAACCACACCAACGUGUCGUCGUUCGACCCCUGCAGCUACGCGUUUUUUGGGGAGGAGAAACGCUUCGAGUUUCUUGGGGCGGCGGAUCUUUCCGACCCGAAUUUCGUGCAGCGGGUCAGGGAGACGGUUCCCAUCGUGGUGGAUUGGGCCAUUGGGAAUUUGACUUGCGAUAAGGCUACGAGUUCGGAUGGCUAUGCUUGCAAGGGCAAUAGUGAGUGCGUUGACUCCGGCACCGGCUUGGGAGGGUACCGCUGCAGGUGUAAAACCGGGUAUGAAGGCAACCCGUAUUUGGAUCCGGGCUGCAUAGAUAUCGAUGAAUGUGCGGCAGCGGACCUCAACGAUUGUGUUGAGAAUAGUUGCUUGAACAACUUGGGGGGUUAUGAAUGUUCAUGUCCUAAAGGGCAGUUUGGGGAUGGCAAAAAGAAUGGUAAAGCUUGCACUCCUAAUAGCUCUACGUUUCCUGUGAUCAACGUUGCCUUAGGUACCGGAUUCGGUUUCCUAGCCGUAGUCAUUGCUGCAACAGUGAUAUACUUCAGCCUCAAGAAAAGAAAACUGAUAAAACUGAGAGAGAAAUUCUUCCAACAAAACGGCGGCAUGCUGCUAAAGCAGCAAGUCUCCUCUGUCGAAGAAGGCAAUUCCAUGGAAUCGACAAAGAUAUUCACGGCAGAGCAGCUGGAAAAGGCCACCAACAACUACGCCAAUGAUAGAAUCCUCGGCCGCGGAGGCUACGGCACCGUCUACAAGGGCAUCCUGCCCAACAACGACGUCGUGGCAAUCAAAAAGUCGAGAGUGAUGGACGCCAGCCAGAUCGAACAGUUCAUCAACGAGGUCGUGAUCCUGACACAGAUCAAUCACAGGAACGUGGUCAAACUAUUAGGGUGUUGUCUGGAGGCGGAGGUGCCCCUUCUCGUGUACGAGUACGUCUCCCAUGGCACGCUCUACGAGCACAUCAACAGGGCUGGGGCCGACAACUGGCUGUCCUGGGAGAGCCGCUUGAGGAUAGCGUCAGAGGCAGCCGGUGCCCUAUCGUACCUCCACUCGGCGGCGAACAUCCCGAUCAUCCACAGGGACGUGAAAUCCGCCAACAUCUUGCUCGAUGAGUACUUCACCGCUAAGAUCUCCGAUUUCGGAGCCUCUAGGCUUAUUUCCCUAGACCAGACAGAGGUGACAACCCUGGUCCAGGGAACUUUAGGUUACCUGGACCCCGAGUAUUUCCACUCGAGCCAGCUAACAGAGAAGAGCGACGUCUACAGCUUUGGGGUCGUUUUAGCCGAGCUGAUGACGGGGAAACGACCCAUCGACAUGGAGAGGAGCCUCGAGACACGCAAUCUAACGACGUAUUUCUGCAUGUCCGUGAAGGAGAACAAGUUAUUUCAGAUCCUAGAGCCGAGGGUGGUGAGGGAGGGAUCGUUGGAGCAGCUGCAGGCGAUGGCGCAGCUGGUGAAGCGGUGCCUGAACUUAAAUGGCGAGGAUAGGCCAACGAUGAAGGAGGUGGCAAUGGAGCUCGAAGGGUUGAGGAAGUUCAACAAACAUCCUUGGGCGAAUCUGCAGGCUGUGGACGAGGAGUCUGUCGGAUUGAUGAAUCGGGAUGGAGUCGUCGUAGCCGAUGAUCUUUAUAGCGUUCCGAUUGCGUCGGGAGGGGAUCUAUACACUGCGCCGAUCAGCUCAGCGGAUUUCUCCGGGCAAUACAGCUUGAACAGUGAUCCGAGCCAAAACUUCUUCCCUCACAUGAAUAGCCCUCGUUGAUUAAAUUGAGUUGAGUCGAGUCGGGUCGGGUCGGUUCGAAUCGAUUGGUGGUGUUAUGUGUGUUUGGAAUUUUCUUUUCUAGAUAACUCUAUAGACUAUAGAUAUGGGGCUGAAAGCCUGUAUAAUUGUAACUACAUCACUCAUUAAAUCCAUCGGUAAUUACAUCA